AUGGCACAUCAUAUCCUAAUUUAUGUACAAAUACCGAGUAAACAUCACUAUCAAAUAACCGGUGGUUUUCGUAUACAAGAGAAAAUUACAUUUCAAUCAGCUAGUACUGUUACUGUCAGAUUAUAUGAAAAAGGUUCUCCAGAAUCUCAUCCUAUUCGAGAAUAUCCAAGUCAUUUUACUCAAAUACCAUUCACAAUGCCAGUCACAAUACGAAUACCUUCUAGUAUGAAAUUACAAGAUCUUAAAUUAAGAUUAGAAAUUAAGUCAGCUGGACAAACAAUAUUUUCAGCUGAAUCAGAUAAUAUUCAACCAAUAAUGAGUUUGAAUUUGCAACCGGUGAGCCUUAACGUCCUAUCAGAUAGACCAAUUGUAUCGCAAACACACGGUGUCGAUCUAGAUUUAGGGACUUUCGUGACAAACACUACCUCUCACUGUUUUUCACCGUCUCCAUCAACACCAAAAAUUGAAUGUAAAUCAGCAAACAAAAUGUACUUCUACGACUCAAAUACAUUGAAUUGUGAAGAAGUAUCUAACGUUUGCGAUCCACAGUUAGGUAUUUAUUUUCAUACAUAUGUUGAAUGUAGAAUGCAUUGCUUGCCGAAUCUUUUUCCUCGUCAACCCAUAAUGAUGAUAGUCGGACACCAUCCAUCAAGAUCCAGCAUUAUACCAACGAGAUAUAACGUGUACGGUUGGCCUUAUCUUCACUUGGACAGAUCUCCAUCACCACCAGGUUUACAGUCUGAUCCUAGAGAACAGAAUGGUUUUGGAAAAAAAUGA
This is a messenger RNA of Didymodactylos carnosus, 777 nucleotides long. The record is from the annotation of a GenBank genome assembly. Lineage: Eukaryota; Metazoa; Rotifera; Eurotatoria; Philodinida; Philodinidae.